ACCUCGCUACCUGCAAAAUGUAGCUUCCUGCAAAAUGUAGUUUACUUAAUUAAACUUUAAGUUCAGAAUUUUUGUUAGCUGCAAGAGCAAGUUCCAUUUGUAAUCUGUUAAAGUUCUUUGCAUCCUUGGCGCGAUGGCCUUCACAGAACUUCUUUCACGAACUUUAUCGUGUACUUUCCGCUCCUUGAUAGCGAAACCACCAUGGAAUGGCUUGGGUUCUGCUUACAUGCGACCAUUUUCUACAUCCCAUCCACUGGAAAUGGUCCAGAAGUUAACUCGCAUGCGAGUUGUGGAUAACAGUGCUAUCGGCCAACAAGCGAUGGCUGCCGGAAAGCCACCCAAAGUGAUUCAUGUGUAUCGACGACAGAUUCGGAGAAAACGUCGGGCGACGGGUACCAUUGGGCACAAGGUCCUGGUUGCAAUCAUGGGACAGAAGAAGCGUGGAUACGUUGUUGGUGUUGCUCGAGAACAGGAAGACCAAAUCCCCCGAUUCGAUACCAAUAAUCUGGUUUUGGUGGACGAUAACGGAUCGCCGCUGGGAACUCGGAUUACGGUGCCUAUUCCUAUGUUACUACGAUCCAAAACCGGUGACAUUUCCAAGAUUCUGGCCAUUGCGACAAAGUUUGUGUAAUCGUAAUUUCGCCAUCGAUUAUCCACAUAUACCAAAGCAUUUGAAAUUUUUCAUUUCUGACCAGUUUUUUGGGAGCCGUUUAUUACGUGUUCAAACAAUUUGUCACAGCCUUAAUUUGGAAGCAAUCGAAUAUGUAAACUAUCUAAUGCGUUAGUCAGCUAGUGGGAUUUGCAGGGUGUACAGUAAAUAAAAUCUGUUAUAAAAAAUAAACAAUCCGUAAAACAAAAGGGCAUAUGCUCAUAUAAAAUCGUAAAAGAAGUAAAACCAUAUAAAAAUUAUCCGGUAAAGAUUAUCAUCACAGUCCCAGCAUCAGA
Paramacrobiotus metropolitanus is the source of this 945-nucleotide messenger RNA. RefSeq names its product 39S ribosomal protein L14, mitochondrial-like. Gene Ontology annotation, cellular component: mitochondrion; ribosome. Gene Ontology annotation, biological process: translation. NCBI's taxonomy places the organism in Eukaryota, Metazoa, Tardigrada, Eutardigrada, Parachela, Macrobiotidae. The coding region runs from base 134 to 631 and encodes 165 amino acids. Gene Ontology annotation, molecular function: structural constituent of ribosome. The record is from RefSeq and is a predicted model, not a curated record. The transcript has a single exon.